AUGCCUCCAAAGAAGAAUCAGCCGGACCUUUCGAAGAAGAAUAAGCAGAAAAAGUCUCAGAAGAGUCUAGAGGACAAAACUUUUGGUCUAAAGAACAAAAAUAAGUCCAAAAAGGUUCAAGAAUACAUAAGUCAGGUCAAAUCUACUUCUGUCUCAUCAGCAAGCAAAGAAGCUGCCGCUGCCAAAAGAAGAGCUGAGGAAAAGAAGGCUGCCGAACAGGCCAAACUGGAGGCAGCAAAACUCUUUAAUCCAGUCGCUAUAGAACAAAAGGUGCCCUUCGGUGUUGAUCCUAAAUCGAUCCUAUGUGUCAACUUCAAACAGGGUGUAUGUAAGAAGGGUCCAAAGUGUAAGUUUUCCCACGAUUUGGAGAUUGGUAGGAAAGUUGUCAAGAAAGACCUGUACACAGAUGCCAGAGCGCCAGACUCCAAGACUGAUGAUACUAUGGAGGAUUGGGAUGAAGAAAAAUUGCGAUCGGUUAUUUCUUCAAAGCAAGGUAAUCCUCAAACGACGACGGAUAAAGUAUGUAAAUUUUUCAUUGAGGCUGUCGAAAACAGUAAAUAUGGAUGGUUUUGGGAGUGUCCAAACGGUAAGGAUUGUAAAUACAAGCAUUCCUUACCUCCUGGAUUCACUCUGAAGACCAAGGAACAGAAACGUCUGGAGAGAUUGGCUGCAGACCAACAGCCAAAGAUAACAUUGGAAGAGUUGAUUGAAAAGGAACGUGACAAGUUGCCUAAAAAGGACCUCACACCAAUCACCUGGGAAACGUUUGUUAAGUGGAAGGCAGAACAUGUCAAAAGGAAACAGGAAUUGCAGGCAAAGAAAGACAUCAAAGACAAAAAACCAAAGACAGGAAAAGAGAUCAUCUUGGAGAAAUUCUCUGAUAAAUUCUUCCAGGCUGAAGAAAUAUCGGCAGAUAAAGGAGUCGCCUUCGAUCUUUCUCAAUUCCGUAUAAGUGAUAAUAAUAUUGCAGACGAAGGUGUCGCUUUCAGGGAUUAUGGUGAUGGUAGUGCAGCAUUUGCUGAGUCACAGAGACUUCCUCCAAAAACAAGUUUUCCACUUAGAGAGCAUGAGAAGAUUUUUCCUUUUCCAAUUGCAUAUCGUUAG
This is a messenger RNA of Komagataella phaffii GS115, 1104 nucleotides long. RefSeq lists its product as uncharacterized. The transcript has a single exon. Gene Ontology annotation, biological process: cytoplasmic translation. Bases 1 to 1104 code for a protein of 367 amino acids. The record is from RefSeq and is a predicted model, not a curated record. Gene Ontology annotation, molecular function: metal ion binding; mRNA binding. NCBI's taxonomy places the organism in Eukaryota, Fungi, Ascomycota, Pichiomycetes, Pichiales, Pichiaceae. Gene Ontology annotation, cellular component: cytosol.